GCCCUCAUUUGAGGAGGUAUAAAAGCUUCCCCACUACCCACUCAGUUCUACUUCUGCCACCAUGAAUCCAUGCCUGAUCCUCGCUUUCGUGGGAGCUGCUGUUGCUUUCCCCACUGACGACGAUGACAAGAUCGUCGGGGGCUACACCUGUGAGGAGAACUCCAUCCCCUACCAGGUGUCCCUGAACUCUGGCUACCACUUCUGCGGCGGCUCCCUCAUCAGUAAUGAGUGGGUGGUGUCCGCAGCUCACUGCUACAAGUCCCGCAUCCAAGUGAGGCUUGGAGAGUUCAACAUCGAAGUCCUGGAGGGAGAUGAGCAGUUCAUCAACUCGGCCAAGGUCAUCCGCCACCCCAAAUAUAAUAGCUGGACCCUGGACUAUGACAUCAUGCUCAUCAAGCUCUCCUCGGCGGCAACCAUCACUGGCCGGGUGUCCACCAUAUCUCUGCCCUCCGCCUGUGCACCUGCUGGCACCCAGUGCCUCAUCUCCGGCUGGGGCAACACCCUGAGCUCUGGCGUCAACUACCCUGAGCUGCUGCAGUGCCUGGAUGCCCCGCUGCUGAGUGAGGCCCAGUGUAAAGCCUCCUACCCCGGGCAGAUCACCGAGAACAUGGUUUGCGCUGGCUUCCUCGAGGGAGGCAAGGACUCCUGCCAGGGUGACUCUGGUGGCCCUGUGGUCUGCAAAGGAGAGCUCCAGGGCAUUGUCUCCUGGGGCUAUGGCUGCGCCCAGAAGAACAAGCCUGGAGUCUACACCAAGGUGUGCAACUUUGUAGACUGGAUUAAGGAGACCAUCGCUGCCAACAGCUAAAGUCCCAGGGUCACUGGCGUCCCCAUACUAAUAAAGUGAGCCUCUCACAAC
This is a messenger RNA of Suricata suricatta (meerkat), 856 nucleotides long. RefSeq names its product anionic trypsin. Bases 62 to 805 code for a protein of 247 amino acids. Gene Ontology annotation, biological process: proteolysis. Lineage: Eukaryota; Metazoa; Chordata; Mammalia; Carnivora; Herpestidae. The record is from RefSeq and is a predicted model, not a curated record. The transcript is spliced from 5 exons. Gene Ontology annotation, molecular function: serine-type endopeptidase activity.